CAGUGUCCGCGGGACUACUUCUGCGCCCUGACCACCUGCCGACCCCUGGGCCUGUUCGACGCGCCCUGCCGCGACGACCUCGAGUGUGUCUCCCAGAGGUGCGGCCCCACCAACAGGUGUGUGCAAUGUCGACGGACCGUCGAGUGCAACUUGGGUCAGUUCUGCACGGUGGAGGGUGCGUGCCGGGAUCUGUUCUCGCUCCAGACCUCGUGUACGGCCAACGAGCAGUGCCGCUCGGGCUUCUGCAGCGCGGCGCGGAUCUGUGUACAGUGUCUGCUGACCAGUCAGUGUCUGGCCGGCCAGAUAUGUGACGCGGGCCUCUGUAGGACGGUGACAUAA
Amphibalanus amphitrite is the source of this 339-nucleotide messenger RNA. RefSeq lists its product as uncharacterized. NCBI's taxonomy places the organism in Eukaryota, Metazoa, Arthropoda, Thecostraca, Balanomorpha, Balanidae. The record is from RefSeq and is a predicted model, not a curated record. The annotation marks the transcript as partial. The transcript has a single exon.